GGCGAGCGCGGCGUCCGGGACUCAUCGCUCCUUCCUGCCGGGACCGGGGCCGGGACCGAGGCGCGCCCCCUGUGCGGGGUGGCGGGUGGGCGUCCAGGAGCCCCCGCCCCGCUCUGGAUGCCGAUCGCGACUGCUCGGGCCGGAGGGUGGCUGCAGCUCCCCGGCGGGGGGCGCGGGUCAGGAUGCCGGUGCUGGAGCUCUUCUUCCCCGCGGCAGAGCCGGGCAGGCGGAGGAGGACGGGGGAAGAGCCGGUGCCCUUUCCCAUGGGCAGCCUGCCCGGUUAUCAGCAGGGAACCCUGGCCUGGGACUUGCCCGAGAUGAUCAAGAUGGUAAAGUUCGUUUGGAAAUCCAAGGGGGAGCUCUGCGGGGCGAAGCACAGAGGGGUUUUGGAGAGCGAGGAUGCCCUGGGCGGUUCGGCAGGAGAUGCACGGGUGAGAAGUCAGACAGGGGUUCUCUCCGAGCGCCGUGGCUCUUACCCAUUUAUAGACUUCCGUCUUCUUAACAAUACUACUCUCUCAGGGGAAAUUGGCACCAGGAAAAAAGUGAAAAGACUGUUAAGUUUCCAGAGGUAUUUCCAUGCAUCCCGGUUACUGCGUGGAAUUGUACCACAAGCCUCUCUGUACCUACUGGAUGAGGACUACCUGGGGCAAGCAAGGCACAUGCUAUCCAAAGUGGGAAUGUGGGACUUUGACAUUUUCUUGUUUGACCGCUUGACAAACGGAAACAGUCUUGUAACACUGCUUUGUCACCUCUUCAAUGUGCAUGGACUUAUUCACCAUUUCCAGUUAGAUAUGGUUACAUUACACCGGUUUUUAGUUAUGGUUCAAGAAGAUUACCAUAGCCAGAACCCGUACCACAAUGCGGUCCAUGCUGCUGAUGUCACACAAGCUAUGCACUGCUAUCUGAGGGAGCCCAAGCUUGCCAACUUCCUCACCCCAUCGGACAUCAUGCUUGGACUGCUAGCUGCUGCAGCUCAUGACGUGGAUCAUCCAGGGGUCAACCAGCCCUUUCUGAUCAAAACUAAACAUCACCUUGCCAGCCUGUACCAGAAUGUUUCAGUGCUAGAAAACCAUCACUGGAGAUCCACGAUAGGCAUGCUCCGGGAGUCACGGCUCCUCGCCCAUCUGCCCAAGGAGGUGACCCAGGACAUCGAGCAGCAGUUGGGUUCCCUGAUCUUGGCAACAGACAUCAACAGGCAGAAUGAGUUUUUGAUCCGUCUGAAAUCCCACCUUGACAACCAGGAUUUGAGGCUGGAAGAUGCUCAAGACAGACAUUUUAUGCUUCAGAUUGCACUCAAGUGCGCUGACAUCUGCAACCCCUGCAGGCUCUGGGAGCUCAGCAAGCAGUGGAGCGAGCGGGUCUGCGAGGAGUUCUACCGGCAAGGUGACCUGGAACAAAAAUUUGAACUGGAAAUUAGCCCCCUUUGUAAUCAGCAGAAGGAUACAGUACCAAGCAUACAGAUUGGGUUCAUGACUUACAUCGUGGAGCCCCUCUUUGAGAGGUGGGCCCAGUUUACAGGUGAUACUCCCCUGUCUGCAAAUAUGCUAAACCAUCUCAGGAGGAACAAGGCCAAGUGGAGGAGUUUGCUUCACAAGCAACACAGCAGUAAUAGGAGCAAUGACCACUCAGGUCAAGUGACUGGCAGCCAAGAAAAGACUUUAAAUGAAGAAGAGACUCCUUAGUGGCAGCUUUGCACUUCUUUUCCAUAUAGCACUGCUAUCUUCGUCUUGAUCACAGCAGCAAACAAAAUCCCGGGGAGCCAAGAGCCUGUUGUUAAGAGGAUGGAAAGGGAAGAAAUGGCAAAGCAACAGCUGUAAGAGUCCUCAUGCAUAAGCCCACAGUUCUGCUGGGUGGCUUUCUGGAUCUCCUUCACGUUCCUCUCCCCGCUCUUCAUUCUGCGCAUGCCUGGUGCCAUUUGUCACUUCUGAUAAAGAACUGCCUGAAUGCAGGGUCCCAGUCAGCACCACUGGAGCUGGGCUGGUUGUGGCUGCUGUGGAGCAGGGAGGAUUACUGAGAGAAGAGGAGAGACAGAGGCAGUCCUGGCUAUAUAUUCAUUUACCACAAGUCAUUCUGUGACAUGUGUAUAUAGGCCCAGAGCACCGUACGCUUUCCAGGCUGGCAGCUGGGCUGCACAUGAAACCAGCGGCAUCUUCAGCAUCCAGAGGACACUGGCUGUGUGAGACAGUGCUCAGAGAGAGGGCAGAGAGAGGCUGGUUAUUUUAGUAAUUAAAACAAAAACCUUUUUAACUUUUGUAUUCUGUGCACUAAACAGCAGAUCCAUAAACCUUGGACUGAAGUUACUCUCCAUAUAGGCAACGCCAGUGUAACAAGGCUCACUUUGGUAAUCAUUUUUAUGCCACUUUGGAUAAAAGACUGGCAUCUUCUCAUUGCAAAGAACAGCGUUCCCUCACAGACUAAAGGGGAGGUGUUGUACAGCCUAAACCUUUAAAACACGAACAGAUCUAUCUUUUGAGUACUGUUUCAAGUAACGUGUUUAUAUUCCUACGUGUACAUUUUCUGUAAAUACAGAGCGCUACUGAUUCCCAUGCCAAAAUACUGGAGUACUGUGGGAUUGCUACCUGUAAAAACAUUGGCACUGUGAACAGAAUACUGUUAGUUUUAAUACAAGAGAAAGCAUUUGUAAAUAUGGUAUAGAGUUUAUUAAUAUACACCAUUGUUUGUGGAUAAAAGCCUUAACUUUUAGCAUCCGCCAUCUUCUGAUAGCUGCCAAAAUCAUAUGAUCACAAAAUAUGGUUCUGAACUGCCUUUCCACUAUCCAAGGUGUGUCAAAGGUCAUAAAGGAAUGAAGUCUGUCAGGAUAACUUCUUGAAAACUUCAAACACAUUCCAUAUGGGUCCAUGUUGUUAAUCCAUGGUACCUUGCACAUUCGGUCUAGGCAAAUGCUUCACAGAGCCUGAAGUUCAAAAAAAAAACAAAAACAAAAACAAAACCAAACCAAAAACUAAAACCCACAGCAAAUCAACAUAAUUUGACAGUUCAACCCGAUUACCAUUUAUUCAAGAGUGUGAAUUUUUAUUAAAUAGCUUAGUGAUCUGCAAAGCACGACAUUCUAAUAGUUCUGGAGUCCAGUUUUCUUGAGUGAUGUUGCAGUGUAGCUGAUUUUUUUUCCCCACAUUCCCUCCUUAAGUAGCCAUCAUCAACAUGCAUUUGUAUUUUUCUUUUCAAUAAAUAAAUAAAUAAAUAUAUACAUCAACUGACUUUUAGAUCAGUUUCACUCAAUGAAGGAAAAAAAAAAAAACGCAUUGCAGUCAGACUAUUAGGGAAAAUCUAGCAUGAUAGCUGAGGAAUUUUCUACAGUCUUGUGUUUGUGAAAGAUACAUGGCCUUACAUGUGCCAUGAACAGCCUCAGUUCAGAUAGUCUUUACAAACCUUUACUUAAGCUUCCAUCAUUUCAGUGAGAUUGUAUUCUAGAACACUCCUGCAUUGCACCAAAGUGAUUGUCCACUUGUCUACCCCCCUAAAAAUUAAUUGCAUUCAGGUAAAAAGUAGUGUUGUUGUAAACCCACAGGACAUCAAACCUUGUAAGCUGUUUUUCCAAAAGAAAAUGUUUAGAUAUGAAUAUCUUGGAGAGGCCAACGAAGAAAGAGCUAUUCAAGUCAAGAGAAAGAUAUAUUUACUUAUAAAGUGCAAGGAGAGUUAUAAUAGAAUUUUUCUCACAUGAAAUUGAUUUUAUUAAGCAAAGUGUUCAUGCUCAUAAGGUAAACAAUGUGUUUAAAGGCUAAGAAAAAUCUUAAGUUUUAGUAAAGGAUGUUUUACUCUACUAAUUAAUGGGACAUGCAUCUUCAGAGAAGGAGAUUGAAACCCAGUGAAGUAGGAAGGUGGAAAUCACUAUGAAGACACAAAGCAUCCUGAAAAUGGUGUUUUGAUUUUCCUCUACUAUUUUGUAAGCUGCAAGCUGUUGUAGUAGAAUAAAAUUAUUUCUAACUAGAGGACAGAAAUGUCUUUUUAACCACCUGAUGAGGGGGGCAGGAACAUCACCACUUUGCAGCUUUUUAUGUGUAUCUUUCCUGCUCCUGACAGAUUUAGGACAAUCAUUAGAACAUUAUGUGAGCAGUGCAAAGUGCUGCUUAGAAGCACUUAAGUAAAAAAAAAAAAAAAAAAGGGGGGGGGAGGGGUAUAAUUUCCCUUGUUUUGUUUUUUU
This is a messenger RNA of Calypte anna (Anna's hummingbird), 4162 nucleotides long. RefSeq names its product phosphodiesterase 7B (gene PDE7B). The transcript is spliced from 12 exons. NCBI's taxonomy places the organism in Eukaryota, Metazoa, Chordata, Aves, Apodiformes, Trochilidae. The record is from RefSeq and is a predicted model, not a curated record. Gene Ontology annotation, molecular function: 3',5'-cyclic-AMP phosphodiesterase activity. The coding region runs from base 183 to 1682 and encodes 499 amino acids.